Sitodiplosis mosellana (orange wheat blossom midge) is the source of this 667-nucleotide messenger RNA. RefSeq names its product TP53-regulated inhibitor of apoptosis 1-like. Lineage: Eukaryota; Metazoa; Arthropoda; Insecta; Diptera; Cecidomyiidae. The transcript has 3 exons. The record is from RefSeq and is a predicted model, not a curated record. Bases 282 to 566 code for a protein of 94 amino acids.
ACGUUCAAAUCGGCCUCGAAUCCGUUGUUCCAAUUUGUCAAGCAACCACCGCACCAAAUUUCAUUCAAGGUUUCUUUUCAUUCAAUUGUUGGUGUUGUUUUUGCUCUUGGUUCAACGGCACGUUGGAUUUUGUGUUGUGGCAAAUUAUUGAUGACAAAUUCCAACGCAAUAAUUUCGACGAAUUGUGAGAGAAUUGCGAUUGAAUCGGAGAGACGGAGAGAAAGCGAGAGUGAAUUGCAAAUAUUACGCAGCUUGGAGCCGAUCGACUGACACACGAUAACAUGAAUAGCAUCGGAGAGAAUUGUAAUGAACUGAAGCGAGACUAUGAUGCAUGCUUCAAUUCAUGGUUCGCGGAGAAAUUCCUGCAUGGUAAUACCAAUGAUUCAGCAUGUGCACCUCUGUUCAGAGUCUAUCAACAGUGUGUAAAGGAGGCGAUACGAGACCAAAAAAUCGAUUUGAAGGAAAUCGAAACGGAUCACCUCGGCACCGAACGAGAGUAUCAAGUGCCUUCCGAAAAGAGCAAAGAUGACAAUAAAAAGACAAAGGGCUCCACAUCGAAAAGCUGAUCAAAUUCCAUUUCCACGUUGUACAUUUAAACCUUAGUUGUAUUAGCAAAAUCAAAUAAAUUGUUUACAUUCUUUCUUUUCUCCUUCAUGUUUAAAUGAAA